GGCGCGCGGCGGGGCCCGGGGCGGGCGCCGCGGGGCACCCUGGGAUAGCGGAGGACCCCCGCGCCGGGAGCGGAUCCCGGGUUCCAGAAACCCCCCAGUGUCACCCUCCCUUUUCCCCAUGCCACCCCUGCCCCUGGGCCCCCUGCGGCCCCCGCUGAGGGGGCUGCGGCCUCCCCGGGGGGGCACCCACCCCUUCUCCUCUCGACCGGAUCGCCACGGGGUCCCCGCCCUCCGGCGCAACCGUGAGGAGAAGCAGAAACGGCUCCGGGAGAGGCAGGCGGUCCUAGAGGCUGUGGUGCUGACCAAGGACGAGUUUAUUUCUCAGCAGACUUCAGGGCCGGGUAAGGCCUGGACCCCGAAGGAGAUCGUCUUGUACGAAGUCCCUACAGAGCCGGGGCAAAAGAAGGAUGUCCAAGCCCCGCUGCCCCCGGCCUACAGCCCCCGUUACGUCGAGGCGGCCUGGUACCCGUGGUGGGUCGGCGAGGGCUUCUUCAAACCAGAAUACCAGGCCCAGCUGCCUCAGGCCACGGGAGCCACCUUCUCCAUGUGCAUCCCGCCACCCAACGUCACCGGCUCCCUGCACCUCGGCCACGCGCUCACAGUGGCCAUCCAGGAUGCCGUCGUUCGCUGGCACCGGAUGCGGGGGGACCGGGUGCUCUGGAUCCCAGGUUCGGAUCACGCCGGGAUCGCCACUCAGGCCGUGGUGGAGAAACAGCUGUGGAAGGAACGGGGCGUCCGGAGACACGAGCUGAGCCGGGAGGACUUCCUGAGGGAGGUGUGGAGGUGGAAGGAGGAGAAAGGGGGCGAGAUAUGUGACCAGCUCCGGGCGCUGGGGGCCUCCCUGGACUGGGAUCGAGAAUGCUUCACCAUGGACCCCGGUUCCUCGGCGGCAGUGACCGAAGCCUUCGUCCGUCUGCACCGGUCCGGGCUCCUCUACCGGCAGCGGCGGCUGGUCAGCUGGUCGUGCGCCCUGCGAUCGGCCAUCUCCGACAUCGAGGUGGAGAGCCGCCCCCUGACUGGCCGCACCGUACUCCACCCCCCCGGCUGCCCCCACCCUGUCCCCUUCGGCCUCCUCUUCUCCGUCGCCUUCCCCGUGGAUGGGGACCCUGGCACGGAGGUCGUCGUGGGGACCACUCGGCCAGAGACCCUGCCCGGAGACGUGGCCGUCGCCGUCCACCCCGAUGACCCUCGCUAUGCGGCUCUCCACGGCCGCCGUCUCCUCCACCCGCUGACCGGGCGGACCCUUCCACUCAUCAACGACUCCAGUGUCCAGCCCCAGGUGGGCACCGGGGCGGUAAAGGUGACCCCAGCCCACAGCCACGCCGAUGAGGAGAUGGGAGCCCGACACGGGCUGACCCCGCUGCCGGUCAUCGGGGAGGACGGGACCAUGAGCCCCCAGAGUGGAGACUGGCUACAGGGUCUCCACCGCUUCGAAGCCCGGGAGAAGAUCGUGUCAGCGCUGAAAGAGCGGGGCCUGUUCCGGGGGAUUCGGGACCACCCCAUGGUGCUUCCUCUCUGCAGCCGGUCCGGAGACGUGGUGGAAUAUCUGCUCAAGAGCCAGUGGUUCGUGCGCUGCCGGGAGAUGGGAGAGCGGGCGGCCCAGGCUGUGGCCUCCGGGUCUCUCCGCCUCACCCCCAACUUCCACCAAAAGAAGUGGAACCAGUGGUUUGCCCAUGGAAGCGACUGGUGCAUCUCCCGGCAGCUGUGGUGGGGUCACCAGAUCCCGGCUUAUCGGGUGGUCAGUGAGCAGGGAGACGGUGAAGAAUGCUGGGUCGUUGGCCGCUCGGAGGCCGAAGCCAGAGACGCGGCGGCCGAACUGACCAGGAGCCCGGCAGGGGAGCUGACGCUGGAGAGGGACCCCGACGUCCUGGACACUUGGUUCUCCUCGGCUCUCUUCCCCUUCGCCGCGCUGGGCUGGCCCCGCCAGACCCUCGACCUGGCCCGCUUCUACCCGCUGUCCCUGAUGGAGACAGGCAGUGAUCUUCUUCUCUUCUGGGUGGCCCGAAUGGUCAUGCUAGGGACCCAGCUGACCGGACAGCUGCCCUUCACCGAGGUCCUCCUGCACUCGAUGGUCCGGGACGGACAGGGCAGGAAGAUGAGCAAAUCUCUGGGCAACGUGUUGGACCCCAGGGACGUGAUCCAGGGCACAGAGCUGAAGGUGCUGCAGGACAAGCUGAGAGACGGAAACCUGGAUCCCAAGGAGCUGGACAUCGCGGCCACCGGCCUGAAAAACGAUUUCCCCCAGGGAAUCCCCGAGUGUGGGACAGACGCCCUCAGGUUCACGCUCUGCUCCCACGGAGCCCAGGGUGACGAUGUGAACCUGGCCGUCAGCGAGGUGCUGAGCUGCCGGCAUUUCUGCAACAAGAUCUGGAACGCCGUCCGCUUCGUGCUCAGGGCCCUGGGGGACGGCUUCUGCCCCCUGCCCGCUGAGGAGGUGCUGCCUUCGUCCCCCAUGGACGCCUGGGUCCUGAGCCGCCUGGCGCUCACCGCAGCCGACUGCCAACAGGGCUUCCUGGCCCGCGACCUCCCGACAGUCACCCGCUCCCUGCACGACUUCUGGCUGCACAGUUUCUGCGACGUCUACCUGGAAUCAGUGAAGCCAGAACUGCUGCACUCGCCCCGCGCCCCCGGCCCGCCCCAGACUCUGUUCUCCUGCGCGGACGUCGGCCUGCGGCUCCUGGCUCCGCUCAUGCCCUUUCUGGCCGAGGAGCUGUGGCAGCGACUGCCCGGGCGGGCCGCCCCCAGCGUCACCGUGGCCCCCUACCCCAGCGCCCGCAGCCUGGAGCACUGGCGCCGGCCACAGCUGGAGCAGAACUUCUCCCACGUCCAGGAGGUUGUGCAGGCGCUCAGGGCGCUGCGGGCCACCUACCAGCUCGGGAAAGCCCGGCCCCAAGUGCUGCUGCGAUGCUCAGAGCCCGGAGAGCGCGUGGUCCUGGAGGGCUUCCUGGAGCCGCUGGCCACGCUGGCACAGUGCGGUCCAGUGCGGCUCUUGCCCCCCGAAGCCACGGACCCCCCGGGCUGGGCCCAGGCCCCGCUCGGCUGCCGCUCCUCCGCCUUCGUGGAGCUGCAGGGCCUGGUGGACCCCCACAGCCUGCUCCAGCGCCUGGCCGCCCGCCGCCAGAAGCUUCAGCGGCAACUGGACGCCCUCCCGGCCCAGGCCCCGGCUCCGAGGGAUGGGGAGACUCGCAAGCAACAGAGGGUGUCCUCUCUCCGCACGGAACUCUUCCGACUGGACCAGGCGGCUUCUCACCUCCGGCGGCUGGCAGACGGUUCCCCCGACCCUUCCCUGCGGUGCCCCGAGGCCUGAGCUCCCCUACCCUCCUCCUUGCCUCUUCCCCACUGUCACGGGGGUGGCUGGGGUUCAGCCCGGCCCCUCCACGCCCCUCUGGGGUAAUAAAGUAUCCUCACCACAUCA
Ornithorhynchus anatinus (platypus) is the source of this 3415-nucleotide messenger RNA. RefSeq names its product valyl-tRNA synthetase 2, mitochondrial (gene VARS2). Gene Ontology annotation, cellular component: cytosol. Gene Ontology annotation, biological process: valyl-tRNA aminoacylation. The record is from RefSeq and is a predicted model, not a curated record. The coding region runs from base 119 to 3307 and encodes 1062 amino acids. The transcript is spliced from 30 exons. Lineage: Eukaryota; Metazoa; Chordata; Mammalia; Monotremata; Ornithorhynchidae. Gene Ontology annotation, molecular function: valine-tRNA ligase activity; ATP binding; aminoacyl-tRNA deacylase activity.